Messenger RNA from Prorocentrum cordatum, 2736 nucleotides. Lineage: Eukaryota; Dinophyceae; Prorocentrales; Prorocentraceae. The record is from the annotation of a GenBank genome assembly.
CGCAUUUUGCCCCCGUGUUCAGUACCGCACGUACGAGCUUCGCUCAUUCCCCGUUGCAUUGCAAUGCGCCCCACAUCCCUUCUGUUGCCAUUUUGGCUCGUGCCCGAUUGUCUCAGAUCAACAUCAAUCAAGCAUUUCAGUACAUACCCAAACACUCCUUACAACCCGCGUACAUCAUAUUGUGACCGAGUUGUGACCCAUUCGUUUCCCAGAUGGCACGUUAUCUUACCAUCGCCAGCCUGGUCGGGGCCCGCGGUGCAGCUGGGCUGGCAUCCGCAGGCGGCUUUGAUCAUAUUCAGACUUCGAAUACGACUCCUACCAUGUCGAGGGAUGCAUUCGGGAGGGAGUUCUUCACGAUUGCAGGCGUGCCUAUAUUCCCCAGUACGCUGUACGGCCGCCGUUCCGUCGAUGGUAAACGUGAGUCGAGUGAAGAAAAGGUGUGGAUGUUCGGGCUGAAACACGGUGCUACGGAGGCGGAGUUGAACAGUCUUGUCGGAGAGCUCCAUCCGACGGCGUCCAAGACAAAUCCAGACCGUGGCGAGUUGCCAUUCGCGGAGGGGCACCUGACCGAAGUGGAACUCGAGGAAGUGGUCAAGAAGAUCCAGGUGCUCUACCCUGGACUUGUGGAGGUAGUCGAAGAGGACAGAUAUGCGACAAAGGUCCCCGAGAAGCUCGACGAGGCGGGAGGCGUCUCCUCGGCUUCGGGCUACCCGUGGGGCAUCCAGGACAUCAAUGCGGACGUGCUUCGCGGGCGCGGCGCUGGCGUGAACGUGUACGUGCUGGACACCGGCAUCCGCACGACCCACGUGCUGUUCGGCGGCCGGGCCUUCGCCGGAGUGGACGUCACCACGGGGUCCGUGACCGUGUGCACGCCAAGCAGCACAACGUGCGCUGCGGACGGCCAGGGACACGGCACGCACUGCGCGGGCACGGUGGGUGCCGCGACGUAUGGCGUCGCGGAUGGCGCGAAGCUCUGGGGAGUGAAGAUCCUCGACGACAAUGGCAGCGGCUAUGUCUCCUGGUCCAUCUUAGCCGAGCAGUGGGUUUUGUCGUCUGGUUUAAGGCCAGCGGUGGUCAGCAUGAGCAUCGGAGGCGCUGGCAAUAGCCAAAACGAGAAGGCCUCCAUCGACGCAUUGGUGAACUCUGGCGUGACCGUUGUGGUGGCCGCAGGGAACCAAAACUCAGACGCGUGCAAUUACAAUCCAGCUUGGAUCCCCUCUGCGAUCACUGUUGCAGCUUAUGCGCAGGGAGGGGCCAAGUGGAGUCUGAGCAAUUUCGGUUCUUGCGUCGAUGUUUGGGCCCCGGGGUCGAGCAUCCAAUCGACGUACCACCUCGGCGACACCUCAUGGGCCAUCAUGUCGGGUACCUCCAUGGCCACCCCGCACGUCGCCGGACUCGCCGCCAUCAUGUACGAGGCGAAUCCAUCGGCGGGAGCCAUGUCUUCUACGCAGAGGUGGGCUCUCCUGACGGCCUCGCAGCGCACCGGUUAUGUCACAGGCAUUCCAGCGACCCCGGCCACCGUCAACUUGGUGGCCUUGGCACCGACGUCCAGUCCGACGCCCAGUCCGACGCCCAGCCUGACGCCCAGCCCGACGCCAGGCGGUGCUGCGGCAGUCGGCGAUCCCCACCUGCAAAACAUUCAUGGUGAUCGGUUCGACUUGAUGAAGGAGGGUAACCAUGUUCUGAUUAACAUCCCACGUGGCAUGAGCGCUGAAAAUGCGUUUCUUCGUGUCCAGGCCUAUGCAACCCGAUUGGGAGGGCAUUGCGCGGAUAUGUAUUUCCAACGCGUGAAUGCGACAGGGACCUGGGCAGAGGCGACACAACUAGGAGGGUAUCAUUACAGCGCAUCGCAACACGAAGCCAAGACUCCGGAAUGGGUUGCCAUGGGUAAGGUUGAGCUCAAGGUCGUGCACGGACGCACGCUUAGUGGCUUCCAUUAUUUGAAUGUGUACAUGAAGCAUUUGGGACAGGUGGGGUUGUCUGUCGGAGGCCUACUGGGGGAAGACGACCACUCGGAUGUGGCCUUGCGUCCAGAGGCAUGUGGCAAGCACAUGUCACUCUUGCAGACGGGGGAUCUAGAGGCCGCUGCGGCGUCAUUUGCAGUAGCAACCUCCGCGUGACCAUAAAUCCACGCGUUGGGGAAGAUGAAUAUUCAUCAAGAGUGGGCCUCCGCGGGCGAUGCGCGCGGCAGCUGCCGACUCAUCUUACCUGUUCACCCAGUUGUCCCAGCCUGGCAAUGAGUUUAAAGGUGGAUCCCGCUGGCGAGCCAGGAUGUCUUUUCGGUGGCGCGGCCAAGAGGGCACGCCAACAGGGCUUGUGCAAGCCAGGAGAGCUUUCGGCGAAACGCCGCCGGCGAGUGUGGCAACCACACUGUCCGUUCCCUCUACUAUUCUUCGCUCCUUGCCUCCCUGCCCCUUCAUCCUGCGUGUGCUGGCACAUCCUCCGCGGACUGGGGUGCGCAACAACUUCGUGACAGCGGUAGUGUUGUUGUGCAUUGCUUUGGGGACCGUCAUUCGUGACAUUUCCGUUGUGUGUUGCCCUUCUCGGAGGGCCUCUCGUUGCGCCUCGGCGUGGGCAUACUUGACCCGGUGUAAAUCGACCACGCGCGCGGUUUUGCAUAGCAAAACAGUUGGAGAAACCAAGAGUUGUGCGUGGGAGUCCGUUCGAUGGUGGUUCCUUCGCAGUCGGUUGCAACCAGUAGCAACGGAGUUGCUAGCGGUAUUGAUGCGGUCGAAC